CGGUUUAACAUUUCUUGCCACAAAAUCUGUCACGGCUUCGUCGUAAGACUUAGGCUGGGCUAAACGCUUGCAUGGGAUUCUUUGCAGUAGUGCAACAAGUUCGCAGAGGGCUAGUGCAAGCCGUGAAACCAGUCGCCGCUGACACUGUCUUUCAGUGCAUGAGCGCGCACCGCCCCGAGACAAAUUGAAAUAAUACAUAGACUCGGUCAUUCUCCUCCCGGCAGUACUGGUGAUUGCACAUAGUAGUCAUGAGGGUUUUAGGAGCUAAUAAGGAUUCACGAAACGCGGCGAAAAUGGAGAACGAAACCGAUCGUGGCAAGCGACGGCACUGUCUUGGAGCUUCAGUGGAUGUGAUGCCUUUUGUGUUUUCUCUUGUGUCCUUCGCCUUUUGCUUUUUACUGAGCGUUCAGACCAGUGAUAUGAAGGACAGAAUCGUGGAUCUGGAGAUUGGAAGUGGCGCGGGGGUCUUAAACCCGUUUCAUGGGAUCUCUAUGGAUCAAUUUAAUGCAAAGAUCCAGGAGCGAUUGGACGAGCUGCUGUCACAGCGUUCUUAUGAACACUUGGUUAGAAUAAGGACUGCCCGUCAAGUCUCACCACCUGAAUGCAACUGUCCACCAGGUCCACCAGGCAAAAGGGGAAGAAGAGGACGCAAUGGAGACUCUGGACCUCCUGGUCCACCUGGCCCAAAAGGUGACAAGGGGGAUCAAGGUGACCAGGGACCAAGGGGACUUCCUGGUCUACCCACUCUGGCUGCAUUACACAGCAAUCAAAUCCUGACUGUGAAGGGUGACCAGGGUCAAGCAGGGCCCCCAGGGCCUCCUGGACCUCCAGGUCCCCCAGGCCCCAGGGGACCCCCAGGGGACACAGGAAAAGAUGGUCCUCGGGGAGUGCCAGGGCUCCCUGGAGACCCUGGAAUGCCAGGAGAGAUUGGUCAAAUGGGACCUGAGGGCCCUCCAGGACAGAAGGGUUCCACUGGGCCACCUGGUAUUCCAGGUAUCGAUGGAAUGAAGGGUGACAGAGGUGAACGGGGUGAAAAGGGAGACAUGGGAGAGGAGGGGCCAAAAGGUGACCCUGGAGAGAAGGGUGAUGCUGGAUCCUCUGCUGCUGGAAUCAAGGGUGAGCCUGGCGAGCCAGGGCGCGGAGGACAAAAGGGUGAGCCAGGACUUCCAGGGCUGCCUGGACUCCCCGGGAUUAAGGGUGAACCUGGAUUCUUUGGGCCUCAAGGUGAGCCUGGGCUUCCAGGCCUGCCAGGAACUAAGGGAGAGAGAGGAGAACAAGGACCGCCUGGCAAGGGUGAACGUGGUGAGACAGGUCCAGCAGGACACAAGGGAGAGCAGGGGGAACCAGGAGCACCAGGCCCGAAAGGUUCAAAGGGGGAUUCAGGAGACAAAGGUGAUGUAGGCCCAACAGGAUCACAAGGGCCACCUGGGGAGAAAGGUGACCAGGGUACAACUGAAAUCAUAGACUACAAUGGAAACAUCCAAGAGGCUCUUCAGAAGAUAACUACUAUUACAGUUACGGGUCCCCCUGGGCCUCCUGGACCAAUUGGACCAAAGGGGAUGAAGGGUGAUCAGGGUGUUCCUGGACUUCCUGGCCUGGAUGGUGAAAGGGGUCACAAAGGUUCAAAAGGGGACAUGGGAAUCCCUGGAAUAUCAGGAGAGAAGGGAUCAAUGGGUCUUCCUGGAUUACAGGGUGUGAAUGGUCUGAAAGGAGACAAAGGAGACACUGGUUUGCCUGGCCCUCAGGGACCCUCG
Messenger RNA from Sinocyclocheilus anshuiensis, 1754 nucleotides. RefSeq names its product collagen alpha-1(XXV) chain-like. The annotation marks the transcript as partial. The record is from RefSeq and is a predicted model, not a curated record. The transcript has 26 exons. Lineage: Eukaryota; Metazoa; Chordata; Actinopteri; Cypriniformes; Cyprinidae.